Molecule: messenger RNA, 447 nt
Organism: Eimeria mitis
Lineage: Eukaryota; Apicomplexa; Conoidasida; Eucoccidiorida; Eimeriidae
Exons: 5
Coding region: 1-447 (148 amino acids)
Source: RefSeq, a predicted model, not a curated record
AUGGGGGAUAUGUAUGCAUCUGCGGUUGUGGUGGAGUCUCCAAAAUGCAAAUGCAACGGGAGGAACGCCGUGCGUGAGCAUGCGCGAGUUGCGCUGGUGGAGCUGAGCCCCACCUGCCGAAAGGAUUGUGUUCUGAUGCCAGGCAUGGAUGUAGAUGCGCAUCGCUGCAAGGUUCUGGCGAUGCGGUGCGAAAAGGCGUGGGAGCUCGUUUCGCUUCAGCCGUGGUCUUGCUCGUUAUCUGCUGGGGCGUGGUGUUUCAGCGCUGUACGACGUUUGUGCGAUGGCGCUUGCCAUCACAAGCGACAUCGCGUAACUGGCGACGCAGCACAGGCGCAGCGAGAAACGCGUUGCGCUGGUGGAGCUGAGCCCCACCUGCCAAAAGGAGUGUACACAUCAUUUGUCAAAAACAUGGGGGAUAUGUAUGCAUCUGCCGUUGUUGUGGGGUGA